AUGGUACCAAAGAAAUCUCUGGGAUCAUGGUGCUUGUGUGUAGACUACACAAAUCUCAACCGAGCAUGCCCUAAGGAUAGCUUCCCGCUCCCACGAAUUGACCAACUAAUCGACUCCACCGCUGGGUACUGGUUACUUAAUUUCAUGGAUGUGUUCAGUGGGUAUAACCAAAUUCAAAUGAACCCGGCAGAUGAGGAGCACAACGCUUUCACUACAGACAAAGGUCUUUAUUGUUACCAGGUCAUGCCCUUCAGAUUGAAGAAUGCAGGUGCCACUUAUCAACGACUUGUCAACUCCAUGUUCGUAGAGGUCAUCGGUACUAUCAUGGAGAAGUGCAUUUUCGGGGUUGAAGUAGGGAAGUUCCUCGGAUACAUCAUUAGCCACAAGGGAAUUGAGCCAGAGAAGGUGCAGGCUAUAUUAGACAUGAUAUCCCCAACCUACAGGAAUGAGGUCCAAUCCCUUACAGGUAAGGUAGCCGCUCUAUCAAGAUUCAUCUCCAGAUUAACGGACAAGUGCACUCCUUUCUUCAAGCUGCUGAAAACCCAACAUGUCGAGGUAAUAGCCCGGACCACUGAGCACGAAGCUGUGUUUCUCUACCUAAAAGCGUACUUGGCAGAGGUACCUCUACUUUACAAACCUGUUCCAGGAGAAAUGCUUUACAUAUAUCUUGAGGCAUCUUCAAUAGCCGUGAGCUCCGCUCUGAUAAGGAAGUAUUCUGAUUGCGAGUACUCAGUGUACUACUCUGGAAAAGGUUACACUGGUGCAGAAUCCAGGUACCCGGACAUUGAAAAGAUAACAUUGGCCCUCCUGGCCAUCGAAUUGGGGGAGCUCAACAUCAAGUACCAACCCCGGACAGCUAUUAAGGGCCAAGCAGCAGCAAAUUUUAUUUCUGAAUCUAUUCCCUCUCAUAAUCCAACCCCGAGAUCACCUAAACUGCCAGCCCCGGACCCACCCCCACCAAGCACUUGGCGAUUGUAUGUUGAUGGCGCAUCUAACAAAAAGACAAGUGGCGCCGGUAUCUUGCUAAUCAGUCCAGACGAUCAAGUCUACGAGUACGCCCUCAAGUUUGCCUUUAAGGCAUCCAACAAUACCGCAGAGUACGAGACACUCAUAGCAGGUCUACAAAUCGCCUGGGAACUAGGCAUCCAGCACCUUCAUAUCUUCAGCGAUUCCCAGUUAGUUGUGAACCAGAUACCCAGAGCAAAAAAUGACAAAGCAGACGCCCUUGCUAGGAUUGCAGCAACUUCUCCGAGUCCUACCUACGGGGCAACCAAGGUUGAAAUACUAGAAAGGCCGAGCACUUGUAAGACGAUGUCAGAAAUAUUCACGGUGGACCACAUUGCCUCCUUGAUGGAUCCAAUUUUGAAAUACAUGGUGGACGGUCUGACCCCGGACGAUAAAGUUGAGGCCCAACGACUCCAAUUAAGGUCAGCUCGAUACACGAUCAUGAAUGGAAAGUUAUACAGCAGAAGUCAUUGCUUCCCCAACCUCAAGUGUGUGACACCAGAGGACGGUCACAAAAUAAUGAAGGACAUACACGCUGGCGUUUGGAGUCCCGAACACAAUAGUCACGGAAAAUGGCACCCGUUUGACAAUGAUGAACUAAGGGCUUACACCGAGAACCUGGGCACUAGAAUACUCUAUGCAUCCCCGGCUCACCCCCAGACCAACGGUCAAGUCGAGGAUGUCAACAAGAUAAUAAAAAAGAUACUGAAGAAGAAGCUCGAUAAAGCCAAGGGUCUUUGGGUUGCUAAACUCCCAAAGGUGUUGUGGGCUAUCAGGACCACGGCGACGGAGGCCACCUAA
Rosa chinensis is the source of this 1806-nucleotide messenger RNA. RefSeq lists its product as uncharacterized. The record is from RefSeq and is a predicted model, not a curated record. Gene Ontology annotation, molecular function: nucleic acid binding; RNA-DNA hybrid ribonuclease activity. The coding region runs from base 1 to 1806 and encodes 601 amino acids. Lineage: Eukaryota; Viridiplantae; Streptophyta; Magnoliopsida; Rosales; Rosaceae. Gene Ontology annotation, biological process: DNA integration. The transcript has 5 exons.